AUGGGAUACUAUGACAUUGAGGAUGUUCUAGCAGAUGGGACAGACUUUCCUUGCAAGUUCCAAUAUGAUAUUCCGGGCCUUGGAUAUCUGGAAAACAACCCAGGACGACCCAUAACGAAAAACACCAAACUAAAUCUACCGUUGUGGUUAGCAAGAAUCCUGGCAAUUGUAGGCGGUGACGAAGUCCUGGUAGAUGAAGAUCCUGUACCGUUUGUGGAGCUUUUGCCCCCAGAUAUGUUUUCUACCAAAGUUGUGAACGCUAUCAAGACAGAUCCCGUGGCCCUGGACUUACAUUCGAUAAAUUCACAUUUCUUUAGCUUGGCCAUAAAAUGGAUAACUUUGUUUAGUGAAAAGGAGUUAGCCAAUGUUGUUAGUGAGUUGCUUUUGCAGCGUGCACAAGAACUUAAUCAUCACGCUAGUAGUUUAUCAAUUGAUCUCAAUGCGGAUUCGGCAGCAAAAAAUCCAACAAAUACUAAUAUAGCAACAAGCACAUUCUUGCUGAAACUAGACGAAAUGGAAAAGGACAUAUAUAGAAAGUCACACGAAUCCUAUAAAGAGACCAAAAAGUGGAUGUUUAAAAAAUAA
This is a messenger RNA of Saccharomyces mikatae IFO 1815, 585 nucleotides long. It is a transcript of the gene PSF3, whose product is annotated as DNA replication protein PSF3. NCBI's taxonomy places the organism in Eukaryota, Fungi, Ascomycota, Saccharomycetes, Saccharomycetales, Saccharomycetaceae. Gene Ontology annotation, biological process: mitotic DNA replication initiation. Gene Ontology annotation, cellular component: GINS complex. The transcript has a single exon. The record is from RefSeq and is a predicted model, not a curated record. Bases 1 to 585 code for a protein of 194 amino acids.